This is a messenger RNA of Toxoplasma gondii ME49, 31437 nucleotides long. RefSeq lists its product as hypothetical. The record is from RefSeq and is a predicted model, not a curated record. The transcript has 11 exons. NCBI's taxonomy places the organism in Eukaryota, Apicomplexa, Conoidasida, Eucoccidiorida, Sarcocystidae. Gene Ontology annotation, biological process: protein targeting to vacuole; protein retention in Golgi apparatus. The coding region runs from base 1 to 30990 and encodes 10329 amino acids. Gene Ontology annotation, cellular component: extrinsic component of membrane.
AUGUUGACCAACAUUCUUGACCAGCUCAUCAAGACCUACGGCCAUGAGUUCCUCGGCGACUGGGACCCCAUCAACAACUUCCGCAUCGACUCGCUGGCUGAGCCGGAAGUCCACUUGACGAACAUUCCUUUUCCACAGCAGCUCUUCGACCUCGCAGAAAUCCCCUUCGCCGUUGACUACUCCAACAUCGCCAAGGUUCGAGCGAAAUUCUCUUGGCAAACUUUCUUCGGCUCCCCGUCCUCCAAUCCCUUCACCAUCGAGGCGGAAGACCUCGAGAUCAGACUCCGGCUGCUGUACCCCAGUGAAUGGGAUGCCGAGCACUGGCUAGCCAAAGUUCUCAAGGCGAAACGGAAACGGAUUGACCUCUGGCAGAAGUUCGCCUCGCUCUUCAGCACUUCGGUUCCUGACAAAAAGAGCCUCACCCAGACGAUUGAGCCGCGGAUUGUGAACGCGCUGAAGAUCCAUGUGAAGAACAUUCACGUGCAUUUGGUCGACGACAAUAUCCACCAAACGCCGUUUGGCUUCGAAUUCAAAAUCGAUGAGUUCCUUAUCGACUCGCCCCAUCGGGGCGACCCUCGCCUCUCCGAGGUCGAGAGCACAGGUUCAGAGAACUGUUUGUUGAUGGGCUUGUGGAUGCGGUUCGUCGGCUUUCAUUUGUGGUUCCGAGAGUUUCCGCGGCCACAGCUCCGGUGGCGCUCCGGUCCGUCUGCGUUUGUGAAGAAGGCGCAGGAUCUGCGGCGUCGACUGCGGAAGAAUCGCGGGGACACAGAGGCUCGCCGGGAGCUGAAUUUGUUGUUGAACCGGGAGGCAGAAGAAGCCGGUGAAGCCGAUGGAUCCCAGGUGUCUUCGGGGGAGCAGGAGACUGGGGCUGCUGGUUCGGGCGGGGAAGGCUCUGGGGGCGAGGCCUUUGCACAGUCGCUCUCUUCGAAGAAGUCGGGACUUCAGGGAUCUUCGCAGUCUCUAGACUUCGCAGACUGCAAAACGGAUCGACGCGACGAGGAAGAACGUGAAGCGCCUCAAACCGAUGGCGCCAGCGGGACCAGCGCGCCUGACAGCGAUGGACGGCCUGGAGGCGAGUGGCGGACCGCGUUUCGGAAAAGCAACACGACUCUGCGGCGCCGAGCUUACAACGUAGCCUUUUCCACGGACGGCGAGAGCGAAGGCUGCAGGGCAUGGGAGCUCGAGACAACUCCGCAUGGGCGGGUGCUCUCGCGGUUCGACACCUCCGUAGGUCGCGACGGUUGUCGGGAGUCGAGUCCCAGAGAUCGUGGCAAGCAAGGAGCCUCGCAGCUGCCAAACCCCGGCCAGGGUCUGGAGACAGACUCCGAGAAGGAUGACGCAGAAACCGGAGGUGAACUGCGAAGCGAGAGACGCCUCGCGGUGAAGAAGCCGUCCGUUGAGGCGCUGACGGCUCAGCUGAGUCGGGAAAUCAUGGACACACUGCCGAUUCGUGAUGAAGGCGUCGCCAGGGCCUUGGCUACGAAAGCCAUCAAGAAGGGAUUUCUGUCCCCGACGGUCAGCCUCCGGAGCACGACUUCGGAGCAGCCUGUCGGAACCGCUGGAAGUGGACCCGUUGCAACUGACUCAGGCCCACAGUCGGCGUCAGGCGGCGUCAGCAGCUUGUCUGGAGAGCUCCUGGACCGUGCGCAGCUCGGAGAGCGAUACGCGACAAGGGCGCGGCCGCGGAGAAGAAGGCAGUCGUCGCUCUCGACACCAAGGGACGAAGACGCAGACUGCCUGCAGGGCAUGCGGGCAGGGAAGGCGUUCAAAGUCGUGCCGAGUCAAGUACGAGACGUGCUGCCGAAGAACUCUCAUGCGUUCCGCGUCACCCCUGAGACCGGCAUGGAAAUGCACAUUUUGUUCAAAAAAUGGGAACUGCGGGCUCUGGGGUCGUCGCUGCCCGUCCAGCAGGAAUCGUGGAAGUCAGUGGAGCUCUCUUUCAUCGCUCACGACCCCUCGAAACACCCGGACCUGGGGAACCCGAUUCGCCCCCCGCUGUGUGCGCCGCCCUCCUCCCGUCUCCCUUUCUUCAACUUACACGCGUCUCUGGAGUCUGGGGCGCAGACAGGUUCCGAGCCAGAACCUCGCGCCCUCUCCGCCCCGCUUCAGGAGGCCCGAGGCGCGGCAAACAAGGUGGGAGCGGCGAAGAAGGCGGUCGCGGCGAGGGAGGCGAGCGCGCCGAUCGGAGAGAAGGAGACAGGCGGCGCGACCUUCCCUGGCGACCGGACUCAACCGCCAUCGCCUCCGCUCAUGAACGGCCAGCAGCAGCACGCGCCACUGCGGCUCUCCGUGACGUCGGCCGUGGUCGACGCGUUCUUCAACUUCGUCAAGCUCCUGGACAUGUGGUUUCUCUUCAUGAAGGGCGCGACGCGGCCCCUGAAGCGUGUGGCGUCUGAGAAGGAGUGCAAAACCUACGUCGACUUCUGGAAGAAGAAACUCGUAGGCCAGACGAAGCCGGAGGACAACUUCGAAAAGUUCGUCGCGCAGUUCGAGUACUCUUCGCCCCUUUUUCUGGUUGUCCGUCUUCGGCAGAUAGCCGAAGACAGCCUGUCUUGGAAAGACGGCGUCUCCGCAGCUCUUUUACGCAAACAAGUCUUUCGAGCCGUGACUCUAGGGACCCCUCAAAACCCAUUCUCGUGUGCAGGCUGUCGCCCAUACGUCUGCCGAGAAGAGGUGACCACUCCCGUCGCGGACUCCGAGUUCGCUCAGGAAGACGACGCCGGCGGCGCCCGAGGCGACGACUUCGCCGAGGGUCACGCGCUCGAAGCUGAAGGCAAAGAAGGCGGCUUCGGCGGGAAACGCUGGUUCUUCUCGGACUCCGAACUCCAGGUCCUAGUCCCCAGUCUCUGGCUCGAAAUGCUGCCAGCCAUCAAGGGCGGCAUGCACAUCGACUUCCCCUUCGGCCUGGCCCGGUCCCGUCGACGCAGGUUUCGCGACAGAAACUCGUGUGUCGCCGCUGGCGGGGACAGCGACGAAGAUGCGCUGGUUACAGGGCACCGUCGAAGAAACGCCGACUGGAUGCGAGGCGCCGGAGCCCGGCGCCUCUCCCGGAAGCGCAGGUCAUGCCUGAAGGGGCGAGAAGAAGAGUCGAGUCUUAGCAGGCGAGACGCAAACGGGGACCGGAGCGACGUCGAGGGGUCUCCCUCACGCCUCCGAAAGGGCGAAGCAUCCCGUGGGGUCUUGAAAAGCGUAGGCCUGCCUGUCGAAUCGGAAACGGCUCUGGGCGUGACGGCACCGCCCGACACACUGCGUUCGUUCGCCUCCUUCGAGAGCGGAAGCACGCCGACUACAUCUCCAUGUUCCCCCAGCAACCCGCGCCGAAGGAGUAUCCCCGUUGCCCUAGAUCGGGAAGGAGAGAGCCGGCGCCACUCGCGCCGGAGGCGGGAGGAUUCGUUUUCCUGGGGGCGAGGCUCGACGCUGCGGGGGAACAGAGCGGGACGCAGAAGCAGUUCCAAUGUCAGAGGCGACCGGACUCAGACUCUGGAGGACAUCGUCGCCAGAGGCGCCGUUUUUGACCCGCUCCCGUCCACGACGCUCUGCUUUGUCUUCAGCUGCGACUUCCGUUUCCACCAAAAGAAGAAAUCCGACCUCGUCCGUAGCAACGACAUCUACAUCGAUCUGGUUCAUGUCCAGAAGGGCAUGAUGGGCCUCCAGCUCAAACGGUUCGACCGACUCUGCUACGUGCGGACCCCGCGAGCGGAGUCGAUUCAGACGCCCUUGCCGAGAUACCUCGUCACUCCCACCCCACUGCCGUACGGUGGCUGGACGACCGUUGUGUAUAUGCCGCGUUUCCCUCCCUCACGAAAGGGCUGGGGUGUCGAUCUCGCUCGCAUGCCUCGUCGACCUUUCGGGGGAGCUUCUGCGUCGCCCCGAGAGGUCCCCAAGAGUUCGGAAGGUGAAGGAGAAUAUCAGCUCAUCGGGCACCACGUGAUCCAGGGGGCUUUGAACCCACCGUUCAGUGCGUCAGUGGCUGUCAGUGACCCCCUGCAGGGCUCCACGCCCCGCAACUCUCCAGUAAGCAGGGAAGGUGCAACUGUGCCCAACGCAGAGGGCCGGAGCGGGGAGACGGGCGGAGGCGUGGGGAGCCCCGUUGUGCCCUUUGAGGCAUCUGUCCCCGUUCGACGACGGUCAGUCGUCUCCACUUUGACAGCGUACAUGAACCAGAUCGGGUCUCGCAGACGCUCGUCAGGCGCGAACGCGAGUGACCAUCUUCCUGACGCGCACCAGCGAACCGGAGACAUCUCCGCGAGGCCCCAAGGGUCGGGGACCGAGGGCCCAGAGCCUCGCAGCUCCAACACAGAGGAAUGGAAUGAAGAAAACGAAGACGUCGUCGUCGGGCCUAUAGGGUCGGAUAGGCGCAAGAGCAUCCGGAUCUAUCUGGCGGACAAGAUGUUGUGGGAUGAAGAGCAAGAAAGGACUCGAAGCAAGAAGAAGAUCGUGGUCACGCUGCCCGAAAUCACGGUUGUCGCGAGUGAACUCCUGAGUCUCGCUGAUAUCUUGCCAACGACCUUCGUCACGCUCGACCUGUUCUUGCGCGAGGAUCCGCUCAUGCCCCAGUCGACUCUGGACGCCAUUGCAUGCGCAGUGAACUACUGUCCACGCUGCGACAGCACGAUUUCGAUUCAGAUGUCCGAGGCAACUUUCGUCUACCGCCACUCACUGCUCGACUAUGGCCGACUGAACACCUUUCUGCAGUUCGAACGCCGUCUGCAAGAUGCGUCCGCGAAGCGGCGAUCGAUGGGAACUCCGACGCGCCCGGAGAAACCCAGCAAGAAGUCCAUGGUGGAGAGGCAACCGUCGAGCGGUCUUCCGCGGGGUGUUACCGGGGGACGCGCAGGUCCCAUCCGGAGGUUCCGCACCACAGACUUCCACGGCGUCAACGACGAUCCCGUGAUCUCUGUGAGCCGUCGGAAGCUGAGGACAAUCGUUCGGGACCAUUCGUUUGUUACCACCCGCCAGCUGGUGUUUGGCGAGGACCGGAAGGCCCACGGCGGGGUCGGCGGACAGGGAGUCAUGUUCAGCACGCAUGGACCUGGCAGACCUCUCGACGGCUUGUUCCCAUACUACUACCCCGGAGGAGAUGCCAACACUGGCCUCUCCGGUCGAUAUCGCUACAGCCCUGUCUGGGGUGAAGGCGGCGAAGCUGUCCACUUUGUGGGAAACUUCGAAGGGCCUCCUGGCCUUCCGUUCUAUGAUGCGGGCGGCAUGGACCUUCCGGGUCUCGGCCACCCACGCGCGUGGCCUGAGGUGUUGGAGUUCGCGGGUCCUGCUGGGGAUCUUUUGGCCCAGGGCGGCUCCGGAACGUCGGGCCUUGUCAACGGCGUGCCUUCGGCUGGCGACAACGAGGGCGACGAAAGCGGGUCGGCGGGAGACCGCGAGACUUCGGAGACGCGGAAAUGUCUACCACAAGAUGAUGAAGACGAGGGCGACAUGUGGGAGGACACGAGUGCCCUGUACUCAUCGGACGCCACGGGGCUGUUUGGACCGUCCAGCUCGAGUGAAGAAGACGAGGAGGGCGUAGAUGAAGAAAUGAUUCUUGAAGCCGAGCGGGAGCCUGUCGAGUCGAGCGGCUUCGAGUCGAUCACCGAGGGUGUACAGAUUGUGGUCGAGCGCGCGAAAGUCCUGAUCCGGGAAGAGAAACCCGUUGGAGAACGAACAAUCGAAGUCGAUGUCGGGGUCCUGACAGCGGGAGCUCUCCUUUCGCCGUGCUUCCAGGCUGACGCGUCCCAGUCUGUUUCUCAGUUGUGCAAAAUCGAGAAAACAAGAAUUCGAUUACGGCCGAAUCGCGUCAAUGUCUCCGUUCGCGGAGUCCACACGGGUGUGUGUACGCCGCUCUGGUCUCUCGGGGCGACAUGGAAAUACUUCCUUCCUCACACCUAUCCAUUCACGACUGCGAUGCAGGAUCCGACAGCUUCCUUGAAGAAACUGAAGCAGAUGGGCCAGCUGCGAAAUAUCGACGCCUACGCCCGGAUGACAAUUGCCAAGCUCGAGGAAGAGCAGUACCAGCUCAUGUUGAAGGAGCAGGAGUGGCGAGACUCGGCGCCGCGGAAGCACGAGGAAGAGACGAAGAACAGUCGGGACGAGAAGGACGGAGGAGUGGAAACGGAAGACGCCGGCGGAAGCCUUUCCAUGGCCGACAGGCAGAAGGCUACGACUGCCGGAUCGGCGACACGGAGGCAUAAGGGAGACGCGGAGGUUUCCACCUGUAGUUCGCGGGUCCCCGGCGCUGCGGGGCCGCCUAACGAUCAGAGGACACAAUCGGCGACAGGCUCUGGAGACUCCACCAAGAAAAAGAUCGGAGCGAAGGAGCGACAGGCAGAUGGGACCCUCUUGCAGCGGUCGCGGCCCCCCCCUUUAGAUCCUCCUGAAAGCGGAGUCUUCGCCGAAGCUCUCGAGCCGCGUUUCAGUUGGCUAUUCCGCCCUGGUGACGAGCAUGAGGAAGGCGCCGACCGCCGAGAUACGAAGGACCGAGGAGGGAGCAACGACGACGAGCCCGAGGAUGGCGCGCGUCCUGUGGGUGUCUGUUUCUGUACCGGCUCGACAGGCGCAGCGAAGGCGGGGGAAGAAACGUUCGAAGAGGAAGCGCCUAAGGAAGACGCGAAAACGACAGCGAAACACGCCUCUAGUAUCUCUGGAGGCGCCCUGUCGACCACGGCGAGGGCCGACGAGAGGGAUGCUCUGAGCAGAGGGAAGCCUCGCGAUGUUGAGGUUUUGUCUGGGGCAGCAAGCGGUCGUGAGAUAGACCAGCGUCAAAACGCGAAUGGGGCAGAGAUUUUGAGUGCUCAGGCCCUGAAAAGCGGUCGGGGAAUAAGCUCCGACAGCGCCGCGUUGCUCUCGAGCGAAAAGCAGCUUCGCAUGCUCGCGGCUGCACGCGUCGCGACGCUGCUCGCUACCGACAAGGCGGCAGCUGCGAACGUGGCGAAGCGCGUCGUGAUUUCGUGCGAGGUCCUCAACGUCGGCUUGUAUACGGGGACGCAGGUCCUGGCCGUUGCUUUGAGCACUAACGAAAUCCGAGUGCGUCUGGAUCUGCAAGGAGAGUUGAAGGCUGUGAAGGCGAAAGUGGGGGAACUGUUCAUGCAGCAUGUGAACCCCGUGGCGCCUCCAGCGUCCGCGACAGGCUGUGAAACGCAGCAGCCACUCGGGCCCAGUGUCGGCUCGACUACAAAUCCGAGUCACGGGCAGCAGGGUGGCGAAGUCGGCGACGUCGCGGGGCGCCGGGGCGUGCGGCGGGCGGGCAGGGGGGGCAGUCUCGGCAACGAGCCUUUAGAUUCCCGCCGAGACCCGGCGUCGCUGUACCUCACAGGUGGGGCUCUGUUGACUGGAGAGAGCGGCUCCGCUGCAUUAGGUUACUCAAGCGUCAUUCUGUGCAGGAAUGUCGCUCACUUGGGCGUUGGAAGCAGCGAGACGCGCCACACCAUCGGCCUUGCGCAGCACAGGCUCCUGGAAGAAGAAGGCCACCCGAACCUCACAGGCGACGGCGGUGACGGGUCCUCUGGGAGAGGCUACCUUUCCGUGCAUGCAGCAGGGCGACGACAAGUUGGACAAGGCGGCGGAGCCAGAGGGACCCGGGCGGGCCACUCGACUGGGCCCGCCGAGUUGAGCAGCAUCUGGACUGGAAGUUCCGGACAUGAGGGCCAGGGACGGGGGUGCAAGCCAACGGGAAAGGGCAGCGGGGGUUUGCUGCGGGGUUCAAGUCGCUUGCGCAUGCUGCCGAGCGACGGCACAGGUGAGAUGCGGGACCGAGGGUUGAGGCGACCGACGGAGGCCGGAGGCAGCGAAGCGCGGACCCAGUCGGCACCUGCAGCGCGUCGUUUAGGAGAGAAAGGAAUAUCAGGGGGGGGGCGAGAGAAAAAAGAGCAACUAGAUGCCCACUUGACCCACGACUUUGUCGACAACGACGCGGAAGAUGGAGAGGACCCCGACGUCGGCGACGAGGAGAGCAGCCGACAGCCUAUGGCCCUUAGGGGCGGUAGUUCGGGGGUCACGGAUUGGAGCCUCGGCGGCUCGGGUGGACCGGCUGUCUCAGGCUUGCCAGCGAGCCAAGUCGCAGGAGUGGAGCACGGCAGACGGGAGAACGUUGACGACUUGCUUGAGGUCGGGCCACGCGGCGCAGCUUCCCGAUCAGACAGUCGCGCCAGCAGCGGGUUUGAGGCCCGAGGCCUAACUGACGAUGAAGCGACCUUGGUAGGCGUGGAGGGGGGGUUGGGGUCGCCCAGGAGUCGCGCCACGACACUGGUGUCGAGGCUGGAUCAGAUUGCACGCAGGAAGGCAAAAAGAGAGUCGUCGGCCACCGGGGUGGAGACGAACGGCGGGGACGAAGGCGAGAACGUGGAGGCCGGUGAGGGGCGGCCGGAUAACAGCCCGGGAGGCUUUCGGCGAUCGCUCCUCAGGGGUCGCACUCGCAGGCUGCACGCCUCCGCCAAGACUCUCCUGACGAGAGAUGACAGGACCACCUCCUGGAGACGCGUGACCGAGAAAGCGAAGCAACUUGCGGAGUCGAGCGCCCCAGCGAUGAAAACUUCGAACACGAUGGUCAAGUCUGGCAGGCUGUCGAGCAGAAGGGCGCGGUCCGAGGACCGGUCACUCCAGAGAAAAAUAGAGUACGCCCGUCGAGGUGCCUGCACGGUGGAAGGGAAGACAGGAAAUUUGGAUGAAUGGAGAGAGCUCAUCGAGGAUGCAGAGGACUGCUUCGACGAAGACAACGACGAGAAGGAGUUCUGGCCAGAUGGCGACCGCCAUGACGAAGCAGGUACCAUGAGGCUUUGCGGGUCGGGGGACCCCGACACGCAAGUGGAGACGUUCGUUUUUGGAAACGAUGUCUCCUCACGCGUAUCCGGUGUGGGCAACCAAGACGGUCGCCGCGGUCGGUCGGCUGACCCGGCGGCUUCGUCGCCGCCCCAGAUCGUGUUGUUCUGCUCCGUGAAUCCAGAAAAAGAUACAGUCGAAGCGAAUGGGAAACUGCGUUCUGUUCACUUGUUCCCUACGGUGGCGUUCACGUGCUGUGUAACAGAUAUCGCGCUUCAGUCCGUGAAGUUCUUUAAGGAGGAGACGCAGCGUUCGUCGCUCCUUGUUGCCAGUGUCACAGACGACCCCUUGAGCGCCCUUGUUGCUCGCCGGCACGGCAUGUCGUUUCUGCCUUUUGGUCGGACACAGGAUACCGACCCAGGGAUGAAGACUCGACAGGUUCAUGCGCCUGGGAUCAGUCGUAGUGCUUCUUAUCGCGCAUUGCGGGAUGAUCCAGGACCAGAGCCCUUCCCGUACCCUAUGCAGAAGCCGCCAGUGUCUGUACCUCCGCCACGAGGGCGACUGUUAGAUCCGCUGCUCUCAUCCGGGGAGUAUGACGUGAAAGCAGGACUUUCAGCGAACGGUCCUUGCAGAGAACGCAACUGGUCCCAGAGUACCGCAGCUUCUGUUUCGACUCGCAGAGCAGAAGACACAGGUUCGCAGCGCAAGCUCACGGCAUCGGCUGAAGACAGUCUGGGGGUAGAAGCCAGGACGUCUGGAGGCACGCAAGCUGGAACGGAGGACGAUGGAGAGUUGAAGAAGAAAGGCACUUCUCGGCAAAUCUCUGUCAACUUUGUUCUCGACGAUAUCUCUGUAAACCUCCUGACAGCUGACGCGCAGGCGCCACUGCUAUCGGGACCCGCGUCAGGUCUUCCUGGCGACGGCGAUACGUUGUCAUUUUUCUCUGGCGCCGUAGAAAGCGCGUUUGGGCUCGCGCAAAAAGUCGGAACAGAGUCGCAGUUCGCGUCCGCCGGCCUGGCCGCAGCGGGGCCUCACGGCGAAGCAAGCGUAGCCGUUGGGAGAAACACCGAUGGGGCUUACACGAGCCGAGUCACAGGUGGCACGCCGGCGAAUCCGUUGCCUGUCUUGCCUGGUGGGAUUGCAGGGCCCGGCGAGCCGGAAGCCGGUGCCUCUCCGUGGGGGUUUGUCGGGUCUCCAGUGGUUCGGGGCCAUCCGCCCGCGCACAGCUUCAUGCCCCAUCCAUUGAUCUACACAGCUCAGCAGUGCUACGGCAUCCAGAAACCUCCCCUUGUCGAACGGAUUCCGCCGCUGCUGGAGGGAGCGUCUGGAACGCAGGCGGUCGGCGCGAAACCUGAAGGCGGCUCUGGGAAGUCCCUAGCGGCAAAGAAGUCCGGAGUUUCGGCUCGCGCCUGGUCGCCUGCAGGAUCCGUUCCCGGGUUCUCGGCGACAGAGCCGGAUUCCGGAGUGAGUUUCGAUGCACCAGGUCGAAACGACUGUGUGCCUUUCGUCGCGUUCCGCCAUUCGCACAAUCCUGCAAUCCUCCCGACUAUGUGGACCCCAGAUGUUUUCAAUAAAACCGUGAUUGUGGACUGCCCGACACUGGGUCUGAAAAUUGAGACAGUUAUCUCGAUCGAGGUGCAGACGCGCUCAGGAGUCGAGGGUCUGGAGAUCCGAAGCACAGACGCGUCACCAAAGCAGGGGCGAGAGGCCUCUGAAGGACAAGACUCGAGACCCCAGACUAACGCCUCGCUCAAGACUGGGGUUGCCAACGCCGGGGAGCCGCAAGCUGGACCGCCACGCCACGAGGGUCGCGAGGCUGCCGCGAGGGCGACAGUGAUGGAGCAAACCAUAUCUGCAUGCAUUUGGCGAUUUCAGGUCUGCGCUGUCCGGAACUGUACGUGGACAGUGGCUGCCUUGGUUCUGUUCGACACCGAGUAUGCAGCGGUCCUCCGCCGAACUGUCGGUAGUGUGCCGGGAACUCCCGGCGCGGAAGCUGGCGACUUCGGCCACGGAAAUACGGAAUCUCACUGGCAGGCCCGUGGUGUCGAAAGUGGACUCGGUGGCUUAGGCAUGCACGACACUCGAGAUCACCGCGCCGGUGGGGCUGGUGAAGUGGAUGUGCUCGAUGCCGUAGAUAAUGGCCUUAGGCACGGGACUCGACGAGAUAAUGAUCAGGGUGGGGCGUAUCGUGGCCGCCCAUGCCACAGGAGCAUCGACGACUGGGCGAGCCGGGGGCCAGACGCCGGGCGCGGGGCGAUGGGAACAUACUUUGGACACGCUGGAUCGCUGGCGACCUCCAGCCAAAGUCUGAGCUUGCACGACACCCACGGCCUUACAGGAGUGGCUCGGGGCCCAGGUGCCUCUCCAGUAGACAGCGCCACCUAUGUGGGAAGUCUUCAUCAUGUUGCCGGCGACGGUGGGUCCUCUGGAGGAGGUACUGGCGGACGAUCGUCGCUAGCUGUGUCUUUCGUCGAAGGCAUGGACGGUUCCGAUGGCCAAGGACUCCAUGAUGACGACGACUCUUCCCCAGCGCCUGGGGACAAGAUCCGGUUCCGGCUUGGCACCGAGAACGUAGAGGGGGGGUCUUCACGAACGCCGUCCCCGCACUCGGGUGCUGUGACGGAUUCAGAGCUAGGCGCAGGGAUAGGUGGUCGAAGCAGAAAAUCGUGGCUUUUCCGCCGAACGUCUGCGUGGCUGACAGGGGCCGGAUCGACGACGGGUGCAUGCGGUGACCGUGUGGGUGCAGGGAAGCGAGGAGGCGCUGCGUUAGUCGAGGAAGACGUGCGUGCAAAACGAUCCAGUGGUCGCCUUCGCACGUUAUCUUCCGGCCCGAUCAGGCGCUUUGGGGGCGGCAGUAACCCCGAGGGCAGUUCUCCAGCUGGGGGCGCGCCCAACACAGUCGCGCACCCGGAAGGCGAAGGGAACCUGAGGAAAGAAGGAGGGAAAAAGGCUCGCCCCAUCCGACCGCGGUCGCGAUCCUGGUUUGGCCGAGCGUCGGAUUCCGAAUUGCAGUACCUCUCUUCCGCGGGCCCGGGCUCUUCUCACUUCGUCUCAGGGGAUGCUGGCCCGAUGUCUCCAACUAAUGGGGUGGAUGACAGAACGGCGGUCCCGCCAGUGCACUCCAAGGCGUCCGCAGGAGAGUCGAAGACUGCUUGGAUUCGCGGCCGUCGCCCGUUUCGCAAGGGGGUCAAGUUCUAUAGACAAGGUGUCAAGGACAGUGUACCGCAGGGCCGGCAGCAUAUGCCUGGCGGCUCUAUAGCGACUGAGAGGCCAGAUGCCUCCGGGGUUCACGCGAUGAGCCCGAGAGGCGUGUCACCGACUCCAGACGGCGGUGCAGGAACUCCAGGGGUAGGUGGCCCCUCGGGUGCACUUGGGCCGUCUGGUGGCGGCGCCGGCAAGAUGAUGGGCGCGAUGGGACCUCACGGCAGCGUCCUCGCAUACGGAACGGCCGGCGUCGGCGGGCUUCGGGUCUCUGGCAUGGUGUGCGAGGACGCCACUCCGGGAGGCACGCGGCGCCGGCCACGAACUGGCAGGGCUUCAGGACUCGGGCAAGAGGAUGCGGUGGGUCUGCCGAACGGAGACCUGCCUGGAGCGUGGCCGGGUGGCUUGCAGCCCGUGCACGACAGUAGCUACGGCCCCACUUGGGCUCCUGGGGGAAUGCGAGGCGGAUUUUGUGCCUACGGCGGACGCGAGGGGGACUGGCGCAUGCCAGACAUUGCGGAGGCGCCUGGGGAGCUCGAGGACGACAGUGGGGUCCUCUCAGUGGAUGAGGAAGUUGUGAGCUACGUCCUUCAAUCGUUUUCCGUCACUGUAAGGCGCCUGGCCGUCUGGAACGUCCUGUACGUCUCAGACGACUUCCCGUCGUUCUACAGUCCCAGUCAUCCAGUGAGCUCGGAAGCCAGCAUGCUGCCACGCUCUUUUGACGGACACCGAGACGUCUCCGCGCGCCGCGAAUCGAGUGCCGGCGGGACCUGCCAGAUUGGAGUCGAGAGCCUGGAGAGGCCAUCCCCGCGGGGCCCUUCGGACUGGACGUUUGCGUCCAGUCGACAAGGCAGCGGCGGAGGAAGUCCUCAGAGCAAGGGAACCGCAAGCGCCAAUUUCGGAUUUUCUCCAGAGAUUCGAGGGAAGCAGCUCCCACCGGGGGCACCUGCCGUGCCAAGCUUGAUCGUCCCACCCGUGAGGUCUGCCGAGCGACUGAAUUUUGUGGCCAGCAAUAGUUUCCGUCAUGGCGAAGACUCUGCUACCCAGCCAUCACCAGGCGUCGCGUUAGCCGACAGCCGGGGAAGGAAAACUGUCUGCCAUUCGAGUUCUGCGACCGCUCGUGGCCUGGGCUUGCACUCCUGGUCCGGAAUCCAUGGGCAUCAUGUAAGCGUCCCGUUCUUUUUGGGGGGAGCAGGAGACCAUGGUGUCCGGUCGAGCGUUGGGUUCGGUGAAGGUAGAUCGAGUCCUUUACGAUUGCUUCAAUCUAGGCACCACCCAAUCUUCAGAGGAGCUUCUCACUGCCACCCAGCGGCUCUGGCCAGCACCGCCGCAUUUAUGGGAGCUCUGGGAGCGGCAGGCCACCGAGGCGCCGCCGGCUUCCAUCCCUCCCUCUUGCACUUAGGCGGCGUGAGACGGCGAUCCUGGAUGCAAGCUGCGGCCGCACCCGCAGGAGGUCCUAUGGCGGAUGCUGCUCUCAGACAUUCGCGGCGCAACACGUAUCAGCGGCGCAAGGACGUGAGUGAGAUGACGGUAGAGUCUGUACAGCGUGCGAUAGGAGGGUCGGUUUCGUCCAGUGUGUGGGAAGGCCGAGCCGGAAACGCACGGGGCCCCAGCGUUGGCUUGACGGCGACUGCGGGCGCAUGGCCGGGGUUAGGACAAGAUCUCCAGAGUGCGUGGCCAGGAGAUGACGCCGCAUCAUUCGCGUCGCACCCGGACUUCCCGCUAGAGUUGAUCGAAGCCAACCUUCGUGCUCAGCAGGCAGCAGCGAAUCUCGUCGGAGUCAACCUGCUGCUUCAAGAGCUCUGGUGCGAUGACUUCGUUUCCAUGGCACUGCCCAGCGUGCCAUUCUUCGCUUAUGCGGUGGCGGCCCAGCAUCUGGCGCCUGUUCUUCUGCCUGUCGUUGCGCGCACAACUUCCGCGGGGGAACAGUCCUUUCUGCGGAAACAGCGAGACCAGGAGCAACAGGAACUCAAACGAAAACAGGACGAACUACGGGAGCAGACACUCUUGUAUGAACAGGCGCUUCGGGUGCGGGCACAAGGCAAGAAGGGGGCGGGAGACAAGGGCCCUGCCGCGAGCGUGGGCGCCGACCGCACCCUAGAGAGUAUUGCGGCCGCGACGGCAGAGGUGAAGCGGUCGAAUUUGGCGAGUGUCCGUUUUGACCCCGCGACCCAGUCCUACACGACGCGAGCGCGUUCCGUCCGCGAGCCAGACAGUCGCCGUGAAUCUUCUCACCUACCGGACGGAGGCGAUGCAGAGAAAGGUGCAGACGAAGCUUCAAGCCGAAGAGGCGAAUCGUCGACGAAGCACGGCCGUUCCCGCGCACAGGAUCCACACCUUACCAUUCUGUUCCGUCUGAAAGACUGGGAGAAUGCAAGGGCCGGCAGGUUUACGGACGCGGAUGACAAGGGUGAAGACAACUCCAUGAUCUGUAAAGUGUCUGUGCACCCCACGUUUUGCUCGGUUGACCCUUUCCUGAUGAAAACGAUGGUGCAGCUUGCGAGACCUGAAGGUGGGUUGGUCGGAGUUCUUCGGCGUUUCCAGACCGAGGUUACUCGCGUUAUUCAAGGCCAUCGCGAAGCGGCUCGAGACACAAGCUGCCGCGUGUCAGACGCGGGGAGAGACACAACAACAGCGGGUAGCUGGGAUCACGUCAGUGGCCAGUCUCCAGGGCGUGUCCAUUUCGGAUUGGAAGUAACGGAAACCUUGAGUGGAAAACCGCGUGCGGCAGCCCCCCUUUUGCCUGAGAACAUGAAACCGACGUCAGUCACUGGGGAAUCUGAUACCGACCGAGAACGCGUAGGGCGCCUCCCCGUUUCGCCUGGAAGGCCGGCUGGCGAUGCGCGCAGUCCCGGCCAGUCCCAGGGAGGCGCUGGAGCCGCUGAAGGCGAUGGGCAGGCCAAGGACAAGAUCGGGGGGCCAAGUGCGGGGACGAAGGCGGCGGCAGAGGCCACAGUUGAACGUGUCGACCACAAGCUGUGGGGUAACUCAUCACAAAAGCUUCGCGCAGCGGCGGCGUUCGCGUCCACCUUUCUUGAUCACUUGCCGAAGAGCGUCUUUCUUUCCGUUGCAAUUGAGUCGCUCCAAGUCUCCUUCCCUGCGACAACGGCGGUGCUCGCGGCCGCCAAGGUCCCCGUGUGGGUGCUGCCCUUCCCCACACGCUACUUAGCUGUUCCCGCGCAUCGAAUCCCGCUCAGAGCGGUGCCAUAUUAUCGUCUCGGGUGCUGCAGUGCGUUAUCUCACACGCCGACGGUCUGUCUCGAUGUCAUUGCGACUCUGUCCUGUGAGUGCAAGGAAGACGCGGAACAGCGUGUCGCGAACGCCUCGCCGUAUGGGUGUUCUGCCCACAUGCAAAGCGACGGUGGGGUAAGCGUCCCAAACAGUCCUGCUAUGGCCAACACUGGACAAGGGGUCUAUGUGGACUCUUCGCAGCAGGCAUCUCCAGCAAUGUAUCGACCCAAGGGAGGCUCCGUACCCGGUCCUGGCUUUGCUCAUGGCCAUCUGGGGCCUGGCGCCCACGUCCCAGCUAGUGGCGAGCAACCUGUAGGGUCUGUUUUGCCCGGGGGCUCGCCGUAUCAGCGAGGGACUGCCGAACCAUACCACGGUGUACAGGUUAGAGACGGCCUGCUCGUUCCGCCCAUUGGCGGCCCAGUGCUUGGCCGCGGGUCUGGACAAGGCGUGCAUCCCGGGAAAGCUCACUAUGGGCCUGUGUCACUGCACUGGGUCCCGGGAGGUCCUCGCCCUUCAACGGGCCGUGCCCGGUCGUUCGACGAAGAUGGCAGCUGGGUGCCCGGUGGUGUGGAGGAGACAGGAGGUCUACCAGGGACUACACCGACCGGUAAUGAGAUCCGUGACAAAUUCGGUGGGCAAGGCAUGGGUCGCGCUGUGCCUUCUGAGGUCGGGUCGGAUUCUGGCGGUUCUUUGGCGGGCCCUCUGUCGCUUGGGUUCCCAGUCCUGAGAGUCCAGCUGCUAGACCAGGCCCGCAUGCACGAUCCAGCUGCACCUAACAGCACACAGGCUGUGGCAGCCGCUCGUACCGUGGUAGUGAUGAAAACCGACGCAGAAGUGUCCGGUGACAACCUCAGUCAGCCGGGUAGGCGUCCGCCGUCGCCAAAGCCGCAAACGACGAAGUUUCCGCGGAGAGAGUCACCAGACCGCAGGGGGACGAGGCGGAGAAGUGAAAGCCGAGGCGCUGUUAGCAGGGUAUGGCCAGGGGAAAACCAGCGAAGACGGUCUGCCGUCGACGAUUCGAUACCGGCUAACCCCAUCGCUUUGAACGCGUGGCGCCCUGCGAUCCUGGAUGUUCGUGUGGACAGAGUGGAAGUUACAUACACGCCGGUCGAAAGCGAUCACAACACCGACACUGGCAGGGUCGAGUAUGGAGGGACAGAGCUGUUACAAGGGUGUCUCGAAUUGUCAGUAGGAAACGUGACGGUCUUCACGCAAGAUGGGUCUCGUCUCCUACGCAACACAUCGUCUUUACGAAGGUUGUUCUCCAUCCCUUUGAGUUCUUCAGCGCCUGGAGGUCCCGGCCAAGCGACACGUUCCAACCCUGCAUCGCCCACGCCUUGGUGGCCGCAAUUUGGCGGCGCCGGUGGGGGCCGGAUGAGUGUUUCCGGCGGCCCUGGAAUCGGGCGCCAUGGGGUCCCACCACCUGUGACUAAAAAGGAGGCGAUGCGAUUCGGUCUUUCUGCGAUGCUCGCUGGUCGGUUAGAGGACAGAUUUAUCGAGCUCUGUGUGAGGAGCUCGCGUUUCGCAGUCGAGGCCAAGGGCCGUGUAGCCAUGGCGCGUGUAGAGGCGCAGAUUGGUCAUUUGGUAGGUUGCGUAGACUGGGUGUUCCUUCUCGCCGAUUUUUUUAAGCAGCAGCAGAAGGCGGAGACCAUGUAUCCGGCAAUCGAUUUCGGCUGUUGUUUCUCGACGGCUAUGUUCCUCUCGGGGGAAGGAGUGAAGAAUCUCCUCAGUGAACAAAUUUGCCUGGUCGAGGCGAAUCUUGCGGCUGAAGAAAGACUCGAGUUCACCACAACGGGGUCGACAGAGGUGGUAGGAGCCGGAGAUCGUGUGGAUGGACACGAGGCACUGCUUAGAGCCCGUAGCAGCCGUCUCAGCGAUAGCAGUGAAUUCUUUGGAAAUCUCGAAGAAUUUGAAAGAAACUCGGCCGUUGGACGAUCGGCUGAAGGCGUUGGUGAAGAUCUGUUCCUCAGCCCUGAUGCUGGAAGAGACAAUAUGUCAGGUCGCGCUUUCGACGGAUCUGACGACCCUUCCCAUGGCGAUGACAACCAUGUGGAAGCCUGUCUCGCGGGUGCUUCCGAUGUGCGCCAUAGACACGAGCAACAGCUGCAACUUUUGAGGAUGAUGAAACAAGCUCGCGGACUGGGUCUCGUGAAGGUCAUGUUUCCAGCUUUUGAACUGCCUCUGGACUGCACCCCGUUGGGUGACCUCGUGUUACCCCCUCUUCUGCCUCCACUCCUUCCGCAAGAGCCUGUCCCCCACCUCCCGAAAGACAAUCGCAGCGGCGAACGUAUGGCUUCAUUCCCUCACUCGACUCCAGUUUCCGAGGAACGUGCCAGUGUGUGGGGACAGGGAGCGCAACCCGAUGGAGAACGAAUGUGGGAGUCCCCCCCGAACGCAGUCAGGUAUCUCCAAAGAAUGAGCACGAGUGGACUGCUCGAGCACCACGACGGAAAGCUGAAGAGAUUGAAGUCCCGUCAAGGAUGGCGUUUGCUAGGCGCAAAGGCAACUCCCUCGGCAGCUGCUUACAACCGAGCUGGUCCUGCGACAGCGUUUUCGCGGAAACACUCUGGUGGCCGCUUGCUUGGGCCGGUUCUGAGCUUAGAUGAGUCUCACCCGUGUUCCCCAAAUUGGAUCCAUCGAGACAGAAAUUGCUUUCCGAAAGGUCAAGAACCACUGGAAGAUGGACGGGAUCGCGGCUCCUUCAUCGGACGCUCUGAUAUCACCCCACAGCUCGGCGACCCUGGCUUCUUCUGUCGAGUGGGCGAUGGCGCCGACGACGAGAAUGAGAUCCGGUCUGACGUGCCUACGGAUGCUUCAGCAAAACGCGGAGCGCCCGGAGGCCGACGCGUAGGGCGAGAUCGGCUGCGUAAAGUAGUGAGGAUUCGCGGGCUUUUUGGCCGCAAAAAGAAGAACAAGGCUUCCGAGGCAAGCGGACAUCCUUUAGACUUUGAGGAGUAUUCGAUGGAGGAAGACCAUGACGGUGAAGACGACGAUCAGUCUUCCCGUCUACGGUUCGGCUCUGCCGGGGGCAGUGCGAGCAUUCGUACCCUCCGUAGACCUUCGUCUUUGCAGACCUACCGCAACCACUCUAUGUCAGGAUCCAUGCCAAAGGGUUUCUUCUUUUCGCGGGCACAGCGUAACGCGCGACGAGACCAGGGGCCUGCCGACGGUCCUACUCCGCCACGCGCUUUCGAUGCGAUGCACGCAGUCUGUCCACCGGGAAUUCUUCGCCACGAAGAAGUCGGGCGCCCCGAUCUCCGCUUCGGCGCCGCCCGCCACGUUCCACGUUACGGAGACGAGCAGUCGCAUCGGCACCACGAGGACUGCGGAGUGUCGGGCGCAACUGUUUGUUCAAACACUCGCGGGUCUUGUGGUUCUGCUGCUGUCUCUGUUCCGGCCUUCUCCAAAGCAUCCACCGUUGCCGUUUUGAAGGGCAUUCGCGAAGCCCUUGCUGCAGCGAAGAAGCGGAGCAAGCACAUCCUCACGGCGGGACUCCCUCAGAGAAGAAAGACAGUGUCAGUCGACCUGGACGGCAUCGAGGCCUGGAUCGUCCUUCCUCCUUCUGACACGGCACACCGCGGUUCCGGAGCGGGGGCAAUAUCCGGUGGCGGAAGCUACGUUGGCGGGUCGCUAGGCACAGGACUGGGACCGUCAGGGGGUGCCGAAGCCGGUGAGCUGAGUGCCGUGGGUGGCGGGAAGGGUCCCACCAGUGUACAUGCCCGAACAGCCACGUGUAGCACAGCCACACCGGGGGCAGGAGAUGGGUCAUCUAAACCGCUGAUGGAGAGCUCCGAGGAUCGCUGUGGAAGCGCUUUGUUGCCAGGGGGCGAUCCACGCUCAGCUGUUCCCGUGGAAUCAGCAUCGUUGUCCACCAACACCACCGUUGAGUCUUCUGGGAGCAGUAUGAUGAGCUGCAUGAGCAGCGGGGACACCGACUCCUCCUCCUCAUCGGGAUCAAGUCUCUCAGAUGACGACCUCCUUUAUUCGGCCAUGUCUCCCUCAGUGUUCUCGACGGGGUCGAUGCUCCCCAGACUGCAAAUUCUCUCCACGGCCUACAAAGUUGCGGGGUUUCUCCUCGACGAAGAACAACGGGAAAACAGCAAGAACCGCCAGACAAUUGCAGUUGGUGCGCUGGUUUGUUGCUCCCUGAGUGUGCAGCAGCUCGGCGCAGAAGUCAGCUCGGGAGUACGUGUGCGCAGCCUAAGCGUGAUGAUUGGAACGCCCACGCCGAGUGAAACCGUCAUCGACUUUGUGUCUCCGGGCCUGUCCCGGUACAUUCAUCUCCCUUCCUUCCCAGGCAACGCAAAGUGGCUCACCGCGGCCGCCAACUCGCCUCCAGGGGUGGCGGGAGGUUCCGUAUCCACUUUUUACGGCCCCCCGCUGGGUUGGACCGAUGGAGCCUUAGCACCAAGUGGCUGGACAGCGGCUACAGGCGGUGGUCGGUGUUACUAUGAAACAGGGGCCCACAUGGGAACUGCUGGUAGGACCCAGGAAUCCGGUUUCGCCGUGGGUGGCCCUGCUGCCGUUGGCCUGUCCGACCGGGGAGGGCUUGCGGCCCCGGCUGCUCAGGGUCAAGUGGCGAUGUCUGCAGCGGCGGGCGGAUUCGUGCAAGCAGAUGCAGUCAAUGGAGGAUUUGAUGGGACCGGGACGCGGGGAGCCGCUGUGAAUAUGGCUGGAGCCUUCGAACGCCCUGUUGGAGGCGGACCGGAGUUCGCGAAUGCGGCGUCGACCUCAGGGACGAGGGCGUUCGUUUCGGGUGUUUCAGGAAAUGCCAAAAACCCACAGGCGCGCAACACCAGUUUGAGUUCCUACGGCCGUGCAGGUCCGCGACUGUCUCGCAGCUCAGACGAAGGGUGGCGCGUGACACUCCGGGGUCUGCCUGCUGUUCUCGAGGGUUUCAGUGGCGCUGUCUUGCUGCCCAACGUGCACAUCCGGACCGACCACCUGAUCUCGAUCUCGCCAUCGAAUUUGGAGUUUUCAGGCGUCCCAGGCGCCUCGGGCCGCGUUCACCUCGACAUCAAUGACCCGCAGGUCCACUUUUCGUUCGAAAUUUUCCAAGGUCUUGUCGAGAUGCACUCACGUCUCGAACAAGAAGUCGCGUCUGCAAAGGAACGGAUUGCUCGCAACUUGUGCCCUUCUUCCCAAAUUCUGUCGGCGGUCGUGGCAGUCCAGCGGAUCGCUGAAGCUGCCACGCACGUGGCCGCCGGAACACACGGCCGGGGUACCUCCGUCUCUUCGCAGCUGUACUUUUCUCAAGACGUGGUAGUGGGGAGUGCUGGAGCGGGGACGCAAGAGACGCUGGCGUCUCAGCGACACGUAGCAGGCGACGCCGGCAGCAGUGCGCUCUCCGCAGGGGGAAGCAGUCGAAGCAGCGAGAGCGGCGCCGUCGCUGGCGGCCAGACAGAUAACGCCAAAUUCGAACUUGUUCGAGUCCUGUACCCUCACGUCUGCGGGAGAUUCAUCACCAAUUACGUUGUUCGAAUGGGAGACAACAGCAUGGAAGGGCAGCUGCUUGAUGUCCUGGCAGCCUCCUUGGCGGGCAUUCCCGCGACCGGGGGCCAUGCGCCACAGGCAAGAGUUGCUGUCCUCGCAUAUGCGCCGACGAUGAGCAAGUUCGGAGGGUCGAACGGCCAGGGGACCACUGUAGAGGACUUGCAGAAACAUGUGACCAAAGGCGUGGGGAUCCCUCGCCGAACAAUGCUCGAGUUCGACUCGUUUGAACGCGCGUCUUCAGACAGCGACUCUGCCCACAGCGGCGCGACAGAAGUUAAGUCACCGUCUGGAGUGCGAGAAUGGGACGAAGCCAGUGGGGCUGGAGGGUCUCUUGUUCACGGGACGUGCCUGUCGCACGCAGGCGGCGUGCACUCCAACUGGAGUGGUCAGCGAGGCGAUGGCGAUGUAGUAGACCUGGAUGGCGGCCAUGCACCAGGAACAGCUAGCCACCAGAAUUCAACCAUGCAUCUAGCAGGGACAAAACGCAGUAGCGCAAGUAGUGUGGUAAUUCCAGGCCAACAGCGGGAGACAGUCGUCCCAACGACCACGGCUGGAGGAUCUCCUGCAUCCGCUGGAGAUAGCCGACCUACGACGGCUACCACACCCGCAGGGGGGGCGCCGUCAGGGAUGAGCAGUGUCGGAUUUCGCUUGGGUAGCCGAGCGUCUAUGGAGGAGGGUGUGUCGUCUUAUGGCCACGCGAAGGGCUUGGGUGGGAGAGAAGAUGGCUACCUUGACGAAUACUCUGAUGAAGAGGAAGAAGCAGAAGACGUCCCCGUCGUCAAAAUCAUGGAGGCGGUCGGUGUGAGUCCUGCCUCCGUGCAAGCUGUCGGGGGGGGCGGUGCAUGCGGUCCGACAGCGGCCAGUGUCGCCCCAAGUGUGGUGGCUCCAUCUGCGGGGCCCUCCACGGCUUUCGGAGAUGCCAGUGGCUACUUCAGCUGGAGAGGCUCUGCGCCUGAUGUAGAAAGAGUCCCGAUGAUAGGCGAGGCCGAUGCCGUUGGCACGUCCGUCCUGGGACAAGGCGCAGUUGAGUUCAGCGAUCCAAUUCACAAGAUGCUAGACUUCCUGUUGGCCUUAACCCAGUACAAAGCGGAAGGCGAGACGGAGUUGGAUGUCCACCUCGGCGUCAGAGAGUGCACUGUCGAGUUCCAUGAUUCUCACGGUUCCCUCAUGAAGGUCCGCAUCCUCGUCGUCAAGGGACAGACCUACAUCCACCCGCCUGUCCGUGGACUCAAUGCUUUGAAGCGGUUUGGCGCUCGGAUGGAAGUGAUGAUUACGGGAUAUGAUCCCAUGAGUAAUUCUCAGGAGGAGAUUCUUCAUCCCCUCACUGCGGCUGUCACCAUGAAGCGCGAGUACUCCGAUCCCCUCGUAUCGGACUGGUCCUGUCUCCACAUUCAGGCUUCCCUGGGUGGUGUUUCCUUCGACAUCAGCAGCGGGUUGCUCCAACUUGUUUCGUACAUCAUCAACACAGGCAAAGAAAUUCUCGACCAUGAAGAGGGGUGGCUUGGCACCCACAACAGUCUCCGCGUUUACAAUGACCUCCACACUGAGAUCUUGGUUAUGCACAAGCAGCGCACAAGAGACAAGUCAAAGACCUGGCGCUACCAGAAGCUCCUCCCGAAUCAGUGGUUGGUGGCCCCGACUUCGCUGUUGUUCUUUUCCGUCCGGAAGUACUUCCCGCGUGAAUCCACGGGUGCAGAUGACGACAGCGAAAAUGACGCAGGCGUCUGGCGGAGCCCGUCGCUUCAUCUCAACGACGAGGACGACGUUCGAGCCUUCAUCGACAGUCUCAUGGCCCUAGGCACAAGCCGACAGAAGAACCAGUGGCUCAAGGCGCAGGAGCGGAUUCUCCUGUUUGCCAGCACGCGAGCAACGCAGCACCCUCUCGAGCUUCUCGCUGAGGACAUGCCCCUCUUGACUGGGGACGGGAUAUCUCCGAACGACCGAACGGGCUCGCGCACUGCAGCCGAACAGCUCCUCCAGCUCAUGCGUCGCGAGCCCGGCUGGUGCAAUCUCGGGCGCUUGCAUGCAGACUACUCUAAUUGUCGCUGCUACUGUCUCCACAACGCCGGCUACAAAGUUCUCGUCGAGCCGUAUGUUGACCGCGUUCGCGGUGUCUGGAGCCUGACAGUUGGCAGUUGUGUGCAGAUUCAAAACAGCUGCUCGAUGCCGCUUCGAAUCUACGAAGGCCGGCACCGCACCUAUUUCCAAGGUGUCGCCAACAGUUGCUGUGGAAGGACAGGGAGACUCGAGUGGAGGCGAACGGACCUGGGGAACUUCAUUGACAUCAUGCCGCAGUCGAGGCGCUCAGUCCCCCUGUCCUGGUUCGAGACGGGUCGGUUGCCGGGCUUCGCACCGCUUGUCGAGCCGGACGCUUCUUUGGAUGUCCUGUGGCGCAUGAAAGAAGAAGAAAACCGUCCAUAUGGGGCGCGAGCGUGGACCGGUCAUGGCGACACUUCGCUGCCGCCGGUUCCCUUCUACGCGCUCCACAAGCUGCUGAAUCAGAAGAACCCAGGCGACAACCGCCGUCUCGCGCUACCGCCUUUCACCUUGCAGCCACGAGGCAUUCUCAUGUUCCACGGGUCGGUCGAUGUCACCGAUGUGCCUUCCCAGCAUACCAAUCGGAUCGCCCACAAGUACGUCGUGAAGAUCGAGCCAAUGCUGACCAUCAAGAACACCCUUCCCUUCCACAUAUCUAUUCGCCUCUCUGUGCGGAACAGCCAACAGAACCAUCGCGGGGCUCGCGGCAGGCGCCGAGCAGCGCAAGGGUCGCUGGAGUCAGGACUCGAAGGCAGCGCGAUUCGGGGCCUUCACACAGACACAAAGCCAGACGCCACUGGACCGGGAUUGGGUGCGGGCCUCUUGGGCCUUCCGCGUCCCGGGAGGGGCGAAGCAGGCGGCAGUGGACUGGGGGCGCAAGACAGCGGUAAAGGGGGCGUUGGCAGCGGUGAUCCUCGCGGAUCGACUGGAGCCGGUCGCUUGCUAGGAGACCGAACUGAUCGUGAAAGAGACGUCGGCAAGACACCCGAGUCUUUCGACAACUGGGGUGAGCGCGGUCGAGAAGAGAAGGGACGCUCGGGCGGGGAAGCGAGGAUGAUAGCUCCUUUUGGGGGUGCUGGAGGCAAAAGCAACCUGAUGCUUGACCGAAGACGGAGAGGCAAGCAAACAGACGCGAUGAAGCUCCUCAGCAACAAAUGGGUCAAGGCCAAGAUCGCCCCUCACGAAGUAUGGGGGAUUCCCGUGAGCGAGCAGCGGCUGUAUAUGAAGGUGUCUGUCCACGGCGCGCCACUCGAGAUCUUCGAAACCAAGCCCCUGCCUGCAGAGUUCAUCAAUGAAGUCCAAAAUUUCAUCAGCCCUCUGCGGUCCAAGCACGCAGGUGGAGGCAGUUCCGGUGGCGACGUCGAGAACACUGCAGCGCCACAAGGAAGGCGAGGUUCGGGUGCGACGGAACACCUGUUCCACCAGCCUUCGCGUAGGAAAACGUACUUUCACCAGGGACCUCGAAUGGUCUACGAGUCCUCGCGGUUCUCCGUUUUCCUUCCGCACCAAGAAACGGUAACGGUCUCGCGCGUCCUCUACCACAGGCGAGGCAACCUCCGGGCGCUGCUGCCUGAGUCGGCGCGGCGGUUGGCUCUCGCAGAUUUGGGAAUCAUCGCGGGCCGGAAGCACCGAGGGCGGGCGGCAGGCCUCGACAUGUAUGCGCAGAUGCAAGUUGCGGCAGACGUGAGUCGACGGCAAGUCACCAUCUUCAGUCCGUACUUCUUCGAAAACCUAACAGAUGCGACACUUGCCAUUAAUGGCCUAAUUGUGCCAAGCAAGUGCCGCCUGUACUCGACAGAGGAAGAUGCGAAAAAUUUGAUUCUGAAGGUCUUCAAGGUCGACCCGCUGAGCAACCAGAUUCUCCAUACACACCUCAGCAAGCGUAUGGAUCUCACCGGCAUCUCAACUGCUCGGCUACCUCUUAGUCUGCGAUUUUCUCCUGUUAAACGGAAUAGAGGCCUGCGAUUUGGAUGGGGAAAGCGACGCGCGGAGGCGACCGGCGCGUCGACUUCAUCGCUGCCCGAUCGGCAGGUCUUCCGGGGCGGAGAAAUAUUGUCCGCGGAGAAGUUGAGGCCGCUGUGGGAAGACGCGGAUUUAAGUGAAGGUCGAGAUAAGGAUAGUGAUGGCUUGCAAACGGUCGUGCACUCUGCAUUCAACGAUCAUUGGCAUGAGCAAGACAGUCCGCAGGAACGCAGUCUGACUGAAGAUGCUCAGUCCGACUGGACUUAUACGGAGAGUCUUGAGGAAAGAACCGAUGAUAAGCCGGAGGACAGUGACGAUGACGACCAAGCUUUCUCCCACAGCGACUCUCUUUCGGAUGGGAUCACGGGUGAACAAAGAGAGAGGAGGGCCGAGGGAAAGACCGGGGUGGGUGUCGGGUCGGCACGCACGCAUGAUGUACCUGGAGGACGCAGAGCCCGUGCUUUCCGGGACCGGCUUAUGCGGAGAGGCAGAGACAGUUUUAUCCGCGGCAAAACCCGGCAUUCAGCUGCGAGUCUCGGUAAUCGAGUGCCCACGAACGCUCAGUCCCCCACGUGGUACUCCGAUGGACAGGACCAGGACGCUCAGCGGGAGAACAGGAGCCCGCUAUGCUUGCGUGGUGGAGCCCAGUCUCUGUCGGGCGGUCGGCCUGGCAGCAGCGGUGAGGACAGCCGCGCGAACGAAGGUGUCGGCAAAGCUGGCCGACGCAGAUCGAAGCGGAGUCGGCUGCUGUCCCACAUCCGGCGGGUCGAGGCCCUUCAGAGUUUGCGUGAGCAGCAUGGUCGCAUGCGCGAGCAAAGGGAGCGCCGGCCGAGUCGUGGAGAGAAGGUCCGGAUCCAUGCAACUGUCCCGGCUCCGUCUGAAAGAGAUGACGCGGUUUCAGUGUGCGAAACGGUUCAAGCCGACUGGAGCGGCCCUGCGGGCGCCCCUUCAGCAGUCAGUGUGCCGGUGGGAGCUGCGACUGCAGCGGCGGAGAAGGGAACAGCAAGCGCAGGGAAGAUAGCACUUUGGAGUGGAAGCACCAGCAUCGUCAUGGGGUGCUGUACGCGGUAUGCUGAGCUGCCGUACAACACGUCGAAGAUUGUUAGCUUCAUUAACAGAUAUGAGUUCGUGUCGCAGCUCCCUUUCCCUGUUCUCGUCCGAGACGUCCGUGCGAAGUCUGGCGUUCUCGGAGUCAUGAGUGCUCGGAUGAAGCAACGACUUUGCGAAAUGGUGCUUCUCCCUGGCCAGUCAAAGGCUUUCCAUUCGAUGGAGACGAAGGUGACGCUCACUCAUCCCGCGCGGACACUGACGUCUCUUCCCUUCUCCCUCGUUCCACCCCAUGUCCCUUCUUCAUUCCAGGUCGAGCUCCUGCCUUCCACGCCCGCAGGCGCGCCAGCGAAAGGUUCCUCGGGCGCCACCCAGCCGCAGCGGUCUCUUAUCGUCCAGGUGAACAUUGUGUCGGGGCUCUUCGGCGAUGUGCCAGCGCUGCCCUACACGUACAACGGUCUCUUCCUGGUCCUGACCAUUCCGUCGUGCCCGCAGUUUCAAAUCUGCAACCUCACACGCUACUGUCUCGCCUACCUCCCAGGAGAAACGACCCGUCAGCACCGGCAGCAUAUCCAGGCAGAACAGGCCCAAGAAGCGCAGUUGAAUGCAGCGGGAACCCUCGGCGACCAGGGAGGCUCGCAACCAUCGUCCGUCCCGAUUAGCGCUGGGGGCGCGGCAGAGACUGGCAUAGGAACUCAUCAGCUCUAUCCUCGUGGACUGGGUCAAUCGCACAUUGGCGUGACAGCGCGGGAAGGGAAACUGACCAACGCCGGGGGUGUGGUGUCUGGGGCGCGCACCUCCAAAGGCCGUCCAGCGAAUGGAGCAGGCGCCGCCGAGAAGGCGACCGCUGGAAUGGUGACGACAGCUCGGUUAGUACCACCCCACUCGGCUGUUCCAUACAUUCCGCCAGUCCAGAAGAAUAUCGAAAACGUCCGUGUCCAUCUGCGCGUUGUCGACGCUCAGCAUUGCGCGUGGUCCACCCACUGUCUCGCCAAUGUUGUUGACCACCUCCAACCGAUUGAGUUUCUUCCUCGGCGGGUCGCGGCGUCGACCAAUGGGUUCGAGCAGGGACAUCUCCACGACGGAGGCGAAGACUGCCGCGGAAUCGGCACGGGGAUGUUCCAAGCUGGCGGCCAAGGCGCUUCGGGAUCUACCGCCGACAAUGUAUCCCACAUUCAGUCUUUAUCUGCUGGCAGGCAAGGCCACGCCCCGUAUACACUUCUUGCUUCGCCCGCGCAACCAACGCCUUCUGGAAGUCAGCAACAGCUUACGGCGCUCGCGGCUUUGCGGUCAGGCGCAGGCGAAAUGGGAACCGCCUCCACAGGCAGUCUCCCGCUGGUCCUGACAAGUCAGCGGCCAGGGAGCUACCAUAGUGGGCAUGCUGUGACUAGUAUCCCAGCGAGCACCCUGCACUUAUCUCCGCCGCCCCCGACUUCGGCAACGACGCUCAGCAUUGUGACGACGAGCCACAUGUCGCCGAGGUCUCAGCAACCGCGGUUCACCCCGCCAGGCGCCUCUUUGGCAGAAGCCAGCGGAGCGGGAGGCGCUGCCUGGGCCUACAGGAGCGGGCCUGCCCUGUCAACUGUGGGAGCCCCUGUGUCUGAUGGAGCGUUCUACCUUGCUUCUGCGCCGAACGGAGUCGGGCCUCAGCCCUCGCCUGGAAUGGUUACGCCGACGAUUAGCGCGAUUCCUGGAGUCUGUGGAGAGCGGCACCGCGUAGGCGCGACGGUGCUAGGUGGACCGGAGGGACCCGGUGAAGGCAGUCUGCUGGGUAUCGCAGACUACACUGACGUAGCAACUCAGGUCGAACUCACACCAAGAAGGAGAGUCAAGAUUUCCGAGCAGAGAUUGGCAGCGACAGCGGAGAGUCCAGUCACGGCUGUCUCGUUUGUAUCUGCACCCAGUGCGCCUCCACCCCAGCACAGCACAUCACAAGCGGCACCGGUUCAGCGGAAAAAGUUGUGGACCUUCCUCAUUGUCUCCAACACAGGUUCUCGGCUGUUGAUGGUUUGUGAGUCACGCCGAAUGGCGCACAAAGUUCGGUCGGGUUUAGCAGACUUUGGCGAGCACCUCGGAUUCCCACAGACAGCUGGCACGGCAAACAGUCGGAUCCCGUCUCAGAAGUACUUGACGUCGAGCGCAGUCGCGUUGUACCCGGGACCAGAGCCGCUGGCAACGGGUUCGACUGUCUUAAGUCCUUUCGACGACAUACGCAGCAACGGGCUUUGGGGAAGACAACCCGGAGCAGGCGGAUGGGAAAGUGCCACAAGUAGCCGCGAGAGUCUCUUUAAAAAUCUGGAAGAGUGGAUGCGCAGCGUCCCCGGAGAGGUUUAUCGCGCGGAUGUCGCGAGUCCCCUCGUCAUUUCAGCCAAUUCUGCAGAUCUGUGGUUCGGCCAUCCAGCCAACCCUGCCAGGGGCCCCGGCCUGUUGGAACUUCUGAUGUCGCUGUCCAAGACCGACGAAGACGAUGGCAGUGGGCAGGGUGACGCUCUGCUUGGGACCUGCCAUGGAGUCAGUGGCAGAAAAGCAUCGAAGAAAGGAAAACAGAAGAAAAAGAAACAAAAGAAGCACGCGGACCGUGACAUCGUCCAAAGACCACCGCCCUGGCUAGGUCUCAGCUACGAGUUCCAUCUCCCGAGACUGACAAUGACCUGGAUUCAUCAAAAUGAAGUGGUGCUCGCGCUGCACAUGACAAACUUUUCUGUAGCGGGGGGUGUUAUGCCUAAAGACACAGAAGCUAUUUUCCGUGCGUACCCGGCGCUGAUCCACACAGCUGAACAGAAGAGAAAGCAAGUGGUGAUGGUGCCUAUGAGGGGCAUCGUUCACGUGAGCGACCUUCCUGAAUUUGAGUCUCGGCUGUGGCGUAGAAAACAGAAGCGUCGUCGCCGAAGGAGACGGAGACGGGAGCGUGAAGGACGCGGUGGCAGCCAGGGCAUCGGGAGCGGCUUCGAUGAAUCGGGAGACGAGUUGAGCGAGGGUGAUGAGCACAGCGAGUCUUCUGGAACCGAGGGAGGAGAUCUGUAUGGAGGCCGUUCGACGGGCGUUGGUGGGGUUGGCGGGGUGAACGGCAAAGGGAAGAAAACACGAGGUAGUCACUCCUCUCCUCCGGACUUCCGAACGCUUCUCUUUACCAAUAGUACUGCCUCGAUCCUCUUGCAGAUUUCAAUGUUGCAUCUCGAUCACUUCGUGAGAGGGGACAUCCCCGUCAUCUUGAAGAACACACCGCCGAAGGAUUCGAAGCAGAAAGACGUCUUCCUCUGGUUCAACGUGCAGCGGUCUUUGGUGGACCCGCGGCAAGCUCCCAUGUAUGACUUGAUCGAAUUGAAGAUCAGCUCUCUGAGCGCUAACAUCGAGUUGCUGGUCAUCGAACAGCUGAUACAACUGGCGGAGAAGGAGAUGCAAAUGCUGGAGGUCUUCCAAACCACUCGACAACAGGUGUGCCCGGCGCUUCAGACGGCGCUGAAGUGUCGGGAGGCAGUGAAGUCCAUCCUAGAACUGAACGCAGUCGAGAAGCACUGGACUCACCAGCAUAGGGGCUCGUCUCAACCACAGCACGUAGCGCACGCGUUGAACGUCGGUGCUAUCUCAGGACCGUCGUAUACUCUAAAUCAUCCAGGAGGACCGUCUACAGUGUCGACGGCGGGGUUAACUUCUGGGGCAAUUCUAUCCGCAAGUCCCCUUCUUGGGGCAGCGGGCAUGGCUGCGCCGGCACAGCAACUUUUACUGUCAGACCAGGGCCUCCCAGGGACUGGGGCAGUGUCGGGUACUCAAUCGGGCAGCCAGGGAGCUGUGACGGGGGCUGCGUCUGCGUUGGGAGGGGCUCAACAAUCCGAAUCGCUGGACCAGGUGUGGCGACAUUUGCCUCUCCAGCUUCAGUACUACUGCGAGCCUCGCAUUCUCAUCUCUACAAAAGAUUCCCACGUUUUCGUCUAUCCUAACCCCCGAUGGGUAGAGCUCCAAGACGCGGCCCCGAUCUACCUGAAACACUUACGCAUCGCACCUAUGGAUCUGACAGUGUCCAUUCGUACAAGUGAACAUCGCAUCUCGCGACAAGUUCUCCACAUUGUCGACGCUCUGCCUUUAGAUACCCCGUACAUGAGUAUUCAGAUCGCCAGCGAGAAGCGCCGAUUCAUCGUCUGCUCGUGGGAUGAACUGUUCUACUCGCUACGCAACAGCUACAUGAGACAGUUCAUUCGACAGUCUCUCCCGUCUGCUUGGAUGUCGAACCCAUUCGCCUUCGCCAUGGGCUUUAUCCGUGGGUGUGGGGCGCUUGUCGGUCAGACAGUGAAGGGAGCGACGAGCGGCGGGAAUGUGUUCGAAGGCCUUGUUACGGGAUUCCGCAUUGGAUUUAUCCUCUUCAUCAUUUACACGAUGGGUGGAAUCAUGCAGUCACUCAGCCACAUCUUAAACAUUCUCCACAAGCUGCUCGGAGGCAGCAGACCCAGGCCGUAUGGCGUCUUGGAUGCAUUCUGGAAGGGCUUCAAUGGUUUCCUGCUUGACACUUUUUGGCGACCAUGGGUGGGUAUCGCGACUGAGCCCAUCGCCAGCGUCAAUAGAGGCGACAGCUGUCCUAAGACGACAGCAAUUCUUUGCAUAUGUCUCCUGCGAUGUAUCUUCUCUCCGGUUUUCGGUAUCCUUAACUUCCUAACAUCGGUCACUGAGGGAUUCUCCAACACUCUCAUUGGAGACUUUGAGCAGUUCACGCGUGUGCAAGAGCGAGCAGAUCUCGGAAAGAAACACAAGCAGGUCCCUCAGCACGGUCGCAGGUCGCGUACAGGUAGCAUGCUCGACGUCUCCGGAGGGUUUCUAGGCGCGCCGAGCUCACCCGGGAGCACUGCGUCUCCGUCUGCGAGCUUUGGCACUUCGCUGGUUUCUACGGCGGGCAGAGGCAGUAUAGGAUUCAUGAGUCGAGGAAUGCCGUACUUUGGAGCUGGCGGGCAGGUCUCGGGCGGUGGUGGAGACAGAGGUGACGGUGCCGGGGUAGUCGGAGACUGGGGACGCCUCAACAAUGCCUCGCCCGCUAUAGGCGACGGUGUCGUUCGCGGUGGACGAGACAGUAGAGGCUUCUUUGAGGUGGCGGUGCCGAAACGGGGCAGACAGAGCCGGGACUCCUUUGCAGGGGCCGGAGAGGUACAGGGUGGCCGAAACAGAUCUUUGGACACUGAAGGUGGAAGGUGGCGCGAAGAGCGAAGACGGCGCGAUACCUUUGGAUCAAAAUUGACGUCCGCAUUCAGGAAAAUGUCUUCUUCGAAACAAGUGACUUUUGCUGUGUAAACGAAAUCUCAAGGAGCCAUCAAUGCAUGGGGUAGCCAUACUUUUCUUCAUUGUAUGGUAUGCGUUUUAUGGGGAGAUGGCCCUGAAACUCGCAAAGAUGAUUCGCACUCGAUGGGGCGGACGAGUCGUGCAUGUAUUUCUGUUUGUGUUUCGUUGGGCAGAGAAGGGCGCUUGCUGUAGUGAAACAGAUGUAAAAUCAACGUAGGUGUGCGUUGUAUUGGUGUAGGUGCGCCUGUGUUCUCCCAUAGAAUUCCAGUUGUUUAGUCGCAGUUUUUGUUACCGUGUUUGUUCAUUGAGUCCUGGUCAUCCCUGCGAUAUUGCGAAAGGUUAUUUGAAAACUAUUUUUGAAUGCAUGGGCGAAGGGAAUCCGUUCUGUUCGGUGAUGACUCUCCUUCGCCUAUGCGGAAAACUACUGUAUGCUACACUGGCAUUAAGGACACUCGCGAC